This is a messenger RNA of Vitis riparia (riverbank grape), 993 nucleotides long. RefSeq names its product probable calcium-binding protein CML35. Gene Ontology annotation, molecular function: calcium ion binding. NCBI's taxonomy places the organism in Eukaryota, Viridiplantae, Streptophyta, Magnoliopsida, Vitales, Vitaceae. The transcript has a single exon. Bases 94 to 762 code for a protein of 222 amino acids. The record is from RefSeq and is a predicted model, not a curated record.
ACCCCUCCUUCCCCAUUCUUUCCCUCAAUCCUCCCUUCCUUCUUCAUUUUCUAUCUGUUUCCUCCCUUUCUUCUGUUCUUCUCUCUUUCAGCCAUGAAACUCAUCUACAAGAUCAACCCCAAACAGUUGUUUCGGUCCAAGAAGAGCAGGUCGGUGACACGAACCGAUCCAUCUUCUUUUAGUUCCGGCACUUCGUCCUCCACGUCCUCUGACUCCUCCACUAAUUUGAAGACCGGUACCGGGGCUUGCGGUGGCGGUAUGGGGACGCCCACCAGCGUUUUGCCCACGCAUUCAUACGAGAUAUCGGGUGACUGGUCCGAUUUUUCGUCCGAUACCCAGACGGAGCUUGUUCAUGCGUUUAAGAUGAUAGACCGAGACGGUGAUGGGAAGAUAACGAAAAGAGAGCUGGAGGCCCUGCUGAGCAGGGUUGGAGUCGAGCCGCCGAGCGAGGAGGAGAUUAUGAUGAUGUUGAGCGAGGUGGAUCGUGACGGUGAUGGGUGCAUAAGCCUGGAGGAGUUCGGCGCCAUCAGUUCGGCUUUCGGCCCGGCUUGCGACAAGGAGCUGCGAGAGGCUUUUUGCUUCUUUGACACGGAUCGCGAUGGGAAGAUCACGGCGGAGGAGCUUAAUCAGGUCUUCGCUGCCAUUGGCGAUGAUCGGUGCACGUUAGAGGAUUGCCAGCGCAUGAUAGCCGGGGUGGACAAGAACGGGGACGGAUUCGUGUGCUUCGAGGACUUUUCUCGUAUGAUGGAGCAGCAGACAUGAAGCCUUGAUGGAGAUCCAAGAGAUUUAAUCCUUAAUUUUUCUUAGGAUCUUUGUUUUCAUGAACUGUGUUUGGGAUCUGGAAACGAGGAAAGACAAAUCAAAAAAAGAUCGAUCGAUUGGACGGCUAGAUUGAUGGAUCUCUUUAGGUCCGGAACUUGUGUUUGAAUCCUUUGCCGUAAAUAUAUGAGAAAUCAAGUGAAUUAAUCCUAUGAAAUUUUGUUUUAUUUUCCA